ACGUGUACAAAACUAUAUAGUGAAUUACUAUAGAUACAUGCUACAUUGCUUCGUUCGCGAGGUUGUGUUUAAGAUGGGUGCCGACAAAAACAGUGAGACUCUUGUUGUGCAAAUCAAUAAGUGGGACGGUUCGGCCGUGAAAAAUGCAUUGGACGACGCGGUUAAGGAUGUACUUACGAAAAAGUACAACUACAUAGAGAACUUUGCAUUACUCGAUGGGAGGUUAAUUCUCAGUGGAAUAGCUGUAACAGUAGCUAUUAUUGCCUUACUGUGCGACCAGCAGUAUCCUUUCCCAGCAUCUAAGCCUGUUUUAGUCGCCUGCGCCUCUACAUACUUUCUGUUAAUGGGAAUUUUGACACUGUAUACAACGUACAAGGAGAAGAGUAUAUUCGUUGUCGCGAUACAUAGAGAUCAAGCGGGUUUCAAUCCUGAUCUUAUUUGGGAAGCGAGCUCCUAUUUGAAAAAACACGACGAUAAAUACAACCUGGUAUUGUCCGUCAGGAAUACAGCUACUGGAAAUGUGAACGAAACCAGCGUCACAAAGUCUGUAGGGAACUUCAUAGACGUCAAUGGCGUUGUUAUUCCAGAAUUAGUUGAGAACGUCGUGACAAACAUGCACGACAGUUUAACCAGUCAACGCAAAGAGAAGUAACAGGGGAAAUAUCAUACUUAUUUAAUUAAAUGCAACACUCAUUCUUUUUUAAUUCAUAAAACAACAAUUAUCUUUCCACGUUUCGCGUACUUAUCGUCGGUAUAAAUACAAUCUGAAAAUAAAGCCCACAGACUUAAAAUGAGAUAUGUAUUGUAAUUCGUGUCUAAAUAUAAUAGAAAAAGAAAUAUAAAUUUUUACAUAGC
This is a messenger RNA of Colletes gigas, 855 nucleotides long. RefSeq names its product probable signal peptidase complex subunit 2 (gene Spase25). Gene Ontology annotation, biological process: protein targeting to ER. The record is from RefSeq and is a predicted model, not a curated record. The coding region runs from base 38 to 652 and encodes 204 amino acids. NCBI's taxonomy places the organism in Eukaryota, Metazoa, Arthropoda, Insecta, Hymenoptera, Colletidae. The transcript is spliced from 3 exons. Gene Ontology annotation, cellular component: membrane; signal peptidase complex.